CAUGAAACGGGGCCCCCGCCAAGUCAUCGUCGUUACCCCUGUCGUCUCGCCCAACUCCUCUCAUUAACAUUUCCCCUAGCCCACCGUUCUCAACCUCUCCGACUUCAACAGGCCUCCAUCCUUCGCUUGCAUACCCCGCUAGGCAGCCAGAAUGACGCCAAAGCAUUUCCUCUACCGCCAUCCGCUGCUCACCGCCCUCACAGUCAUCAGCGUUCUCCUCGUCUUUUGCUUCUUCCCGCCAGGCCCCCCAAAUGGCCACGGCGGCUCCUUCAGCAGAGGCAGGGGCGUCGAUGCAACACGCUGGGCAGUCAUGGAGGAGGAGGCACGCUACGAACAGGUCCUGCGUGAGCGUCAGAUGAUGGUGCGCAAGUGGGGGCCCACACCCGAGCGCGUAGAGGCGUUCCCACUACGCGACGAUUUCUACACCCUCUGGGACUUCUACAUCCCCGCCUUCCAGUGCCCGCACCGCGUCGACCGCGUCGGCACCCUCGGCGACGGCGGCAAGUGGCUCUGCGGGCUCGCCCGGCUCGCAGCGCAGCCCUCAUGCGUCGUCUACUCUUUCGGGGUGAACAACGAGUCUUCCUUCGAGGCUGCGCUCCUGCGCGCCGUGCCCGGAUGCCAGGUGUGGGGAUACGACUUUAGCGUGCGCGCGUUUGGGCCGGAGAUCGAGCAGGACGAGGAGCUGAGGGCGAGGGCGCACUUUGCGCCGUGGGCACUGGGGCCGCAGGACGGCGUGUGGGCGGACGGCACGCAGGUGUGGUCGCUUGCGAGCCUCAUGCAGAUGAACGGGCACGAGUUCAUCGACGUGCUCAAGAUCGACAUCGAGGGCGCGGAAUUUGCUGCGCUGUCUACUUUCAUCGACCACGUCACCCGGGCCAACGCCUCAGCUCUCCCUCCCCCUCCACGGCACCCACACGGCCCUCCUCCCCCACCUCCGCAGCCCGUCCUCCCCAUCGGCCAGCUGCAGAUCGAGCUCCACGCGCGCCCGGACAGUGGGUACCACACGUUCGCCCGGUUCAACUCGUGGUGGGAGAGCCUCGAGGCUGCGGGCCUGCGCCCAUUCUUCGCCGAGCCGAAUCUCGUGUACGUGAACCUGAUCAAGGGCGUGAGGCCGGAUCUGAGCGAGUAUUCGUUCAUGAACAUCCGGGGCCGGCACGCGUUGGUGACGGACCGCUACCUGUGAUCUCUGGCAGUAGACGCACCCGUGGACUCUGCGCAAGCCAUCAUUUUAACGCAAGUAUAGUUGUCUACCUAUGGACUCUCAGGAGCCUUCAUACCCGCUAUUGCUCGCUGGCGAGCUCCCUACCA
Molecule: messenger RNA, 1308 nt
Organism: Laetiporus sulphureus 93-53
Lineage: Eukaryota; Fungi; Basidiomycota; Agaricomycetes; Polyporales; Laetiporaceae
Exons: 4
Coding region: 152-1183 (343 amino acids)
Source: RefSeq, a predicted model, not a curated record